Quercus lobata is the source of this 1843-nucleotide messenger RNA. RefSeq lists its product as uncharacterized. Lineage: Eukaryota; Viridiplantae; Streptophyta; Magnoliopsida; Fagales; Fagaceae. The record is from RefSeq and is a predicted model, not a curated record. The transcript has 2 exons. Bases 114 to 1622 code for a protein of 502 amino acids.
CCAAUCCUUCAGUUUGGUUCUUGACCCAUGUCACUCAUCAAUUACAGCUCUCCCAGUCCCCGUAAGCCUCUGUUUGGAAUCUGGGAAAAUUAAGAGGGAAAAAACACACAAACAUGAGAUCGUCGGAGUUCAUGGACAAGCAAAUCACCGAAUUGUCUCGAUCUCAUUCCCAAGAUUUCUCCCUAUUCUCAAACCCUCACCACCAUCACCACCACAACGACGACGACGACGACGAUGACGACGAGCUCUCUCCGACCUUCCGUUUCCACCCUAUACGACCCUUCGCUUCGACUCAGUCACACGCCGAUGAUUCCGAGUCGUUGAUUUCCGUGAUCGAUAGGAAGAUGAAGGAGCUGGGUGAGAAUCUAAUGCACGCCGUGGAAGGAAUCAGCGCGCGCCUCACUCAGCUCGAGAAUCGAACGCGCCGCAUCGAGAAUUCCGUCGACGAUUUGAAGGACUCGAUUGAGUCUCGCCAUGGCAGUUCUGAUGGCAAGCUCAGAGAGCUCCAUAAUAUUCUCACACAGGUUCAAGGUGGUAUUCAAGAUUUAAAGGAUAAACAAGAGAUAGCAGAGGCUCAGCUGCAGCUUGCAAAGCUUCAAAUGUCGAAGGAUAACCAGCAAUCACAAAAUAAGAUCACAACUGGUCAAAGUAAUUCAGCUCAAGAACCAUUGUCAUCUGCCCCUCAGCAAAGCCACCAACCAGUUCCAAUUCCUGUUGCUUCUCCACAACAACUUCCUGCUCUCCCUUUUAAUGUUUUUCCAAACGUACCUCUUCAAAAUUCAUCACCAACAUCUCCAGCAACAGCUGCACAGAUACCUACCCAAUUAUCCCAGAACCCGAUCCCCUCUCUUCUUCAGCCUGAAUCUUACUAUUCAACACCUGUGCAUACUCAAGAAUCCACACAUCAGCAAUACCAUCUGCCUCCAAUGCAGCAACCACCUCCACCACCAUAUCAACAUUAUCACCCAGAACCUCAACUUCCUCCAAUCUCCCAGGUAUCACAGCCACCUCAACAGCACCCUUCUCUUGGCUUUGUUAAUCCCCAAGUCCACUGUCCAUCUAGCCAUCAUCCUGAAGAAAUACCAUACAUGCCAUCUCAAAGCUACCCGCCAAGCAAUCACAGGUCCCCUCAAGCACCUGGCAUUGCUUCCCCCUCCCAACAAUAUUAUUUGGGUUCUUCCCAGCAGAUGCAAGAUCAACCCUCCCGUGAUCCUAAUUUUGGGUUCCCAUCCAGUUCCAGGCAUUCACAACCACCUGGGCAUUCACAUUUUUAUGAGCAUUCUUAUAGUGGAUAUCCUUCCCAUUACAACAGUUCAACAAUGAAACCCUUGCAAAGUGGUGAAAGCAGCAACUCACGACUGCCAACUGCCCAGAUACUACCGCAUGCACUACCUAUCUCCUCUAGUGUGGAUGAUGGAUCCAGUUCUAGUGGGACUCGAGACAGCAUACCAACCGAUGAUGUUGUUGACAAGGUUGUAGUGAUGGGAUUCCGAAGGGACUUGGUGAGAGCAACAGUAAGGAAAUUGACAGAGACUGGGCAAUCAGUGGAUCUCAAUGUGGUGCUUGAUAGGAUGAUGAAUGAUGGGGAACUCGAGUCGCAUGGUAGUAGGUUUGGCAAAUAAUAUAUGGUGUUCCUGUAAUGGCUGGUUUGAUUUAUUUCUGUAAAUGAUGUUGUACUGUGUCUUGUGUCUUCAGUAUUAAUCUAGUUGUAGGUUUGGCAGAUAAUAUAUGGUGUUCUUGCAAUGGCUGGGUUGAUUUAUUUCUGUACAUGAUGCUGUAAAUGAUGUAGUACCAUGUCUUCUUAAUCGAUUAAUACUGUAUCUACAAUAUUGUUUCACUGACA